Molecule: messenger RNA, 2445 nt
Organism: Penicillium argentinense
Lineage: Eukaryota; Fungi; Ascomycota; Eurotiomycetes; Eurotiales; Aspergillaceae
Product: Concanavalin A-like lectin/glucanases superfamily
Exons: 5
Coding region: 1-2445 (814 amino acids)
Molecular function (GO): oxidoreductase activity; carbohydrate binding
Source: RefSeq, a predicted model, not a curated record
AUGUCUACAUCCGACCACAAGUACUAUCCCAUCAACGGUAUUCCCGUGAACAACGUCGAGGCUUCCCAGCUUGGUCCCGAAGUCCAGGUGCCCAUCCGUCAUGAGAUUGACUCCUGGAGCAAGGAUCCCGUCAACGAGAAGCAGGUGAAGCUGUUCGUGAUGGCCCUCGCUCGUUUCCAGAAGAUCGACCCCUUGGAGCGUGACUCGUACUUCCAGAUUGCUGGUAUUCACGGUCAGCCCAAUGUCCCCUGGGACGAGCCCAUCGACAAGAAGGAUGCCGAGGGACUUGGAUACUGCACGCACAACAACAUCCUCUUCCCCAUCUGGCAUCGUGCCUACCUGGCACUUUAUGAGCAACGCCUUUACGAGAUCAUGAUUCAAGAAAUUGUCCCCAACUUUGCCAAGGAACUGCGUCCGCAGUGGAAGGAGGCCGCCGAGGAAUGGCGUCUGCCCUUCUGGGACUGGGGUGUGAGUACCUCAGUGCCUGACCUGGCCAAGUACCCCUACACCUUGGUGCCAACCGCCGAUGGCACCGGCGAGGAGCGCAUUCCCAACCCACUCUUCCAAUUCGUCAUGCCCAACAACCAGCCCAUGUCCACUGCUGGCAUGGACAGCUUUAAGGACCCGUGGGUCGACAAUGGCGAGAUGCUGUUUUUCGGUGAAUGUAUCGGAACCAGCCGUUGGCCCGAUGAGGGUGAGAAUGCCUCGGGAACCAACACCUGGAAGUAUGGUGUCGUGAACAACCUCAAGGUCCAGGAGACUCUCAAGGCUCCCGUCUGGCUUAACGAAUCCAAAUAUGGCCAGCCGGCCGAGAUGGUCUACCGUCUGCUCACCACUCCCAUGGAGUACUCGACCUUCGCUACCACCGCCCAGCUUACCGACCAACAAGAUAUCACCAACGAUAUCAACUUGGAGUACAUUCACAACAACAUUCACGGUUGGGUCGGAGGACCUCUCAACGGACACAUGUCUCAAAUUCCUGUUGCCACAUUCGAUCCCCUCUUCUGGCUUCACCACUGUAACAUUGAUCGCAUCUUUGCCCUGUGGCAAGCCCUGAACCCCGACAAGUGGUUCGAGAAGGCCAAGGUCAACAAGUUCUUCCAGGAGACCAUCGGUCUUCCUGAGGGCUCCGAUAUCACUCCCGACACUAAGCUCCGCCCAUUCCACAAGGACACUGCCGGUGCCGUGAUGACCCCCAAGGAUGUCCGCUGGCCGUACAAGCUCGGCUACAACUACCCCGAGCUGCAGACCUGGAAAUACAAGCCCGAGGGCUACACCUCGAGUACCUUCCAGUCCGAGCUGCGCAAGACCGUCAACGAGCUGUACGGUAUGUCCCGCCAGCAGCUGAUCGACGCCACCCACAACAUCAAGGGUGUCGAGUACCUGGAGGAUGGCUCCAAGUCCUCCGACUACUCCUUCAGCGUUCGCUACCGCAAGUACGGUCUGGGUGGUGACCCCUUCUGGAUCCGCAUCUACCUAUCCGACGAUAUCAACAAGCAGAACCCGACCAAGGACCUGAUCACCGAAGUGUACAACUUCAGUCAGCGCCCCGAGACCAAUUCAGGCAAGCUGGCUUGCGGCAACUGCAAGGGCCAGCAGAAGGCGAACAUCAAGUCCACCGCCAGCAUCUCCCUGACCCCCAUCCUGAUCACCCUGCUCAAGUCCGGCAAGGACCUGGCCAGUCUGGCCAAGGACGAUGUCCUGAAGUACAUCCGCGAGCGCGCCUACUGGCGUGUCUUCCGUGCCGGCAAGGAGGUCCCCUCGUACGAGGUCGACAAGCUGGAUCUGGAGAUCAUCGGUAGCACCAACGACUCCACCGUCUACAACGAUGCCACCAAGCCGCCCAAACUUGAGAACUUCAAGAAGGAGCCCACCAUCUCCGGAGGUCCUGGUGGUGCCCUGAACCCCAGCCUGCAGCAGCCCGUCACCGUCGCUCCUCCUGCUGUGCCCGCCAUCCCCAAGGCCGGUCUCCGAGUCGGCUCGCACCUGCCAUUCAAGGAGACCCUCAAGGCCGACGGUGUGGUAAUCGUCGACUCUAGCGGCCUGAACCUCACCCCAUGGAAGGGCUCGGGCAUUGACAACACCCAACUCUCCUUGCACGAGGGCAAGAAUGGCGACGGCAACACCCUGUUCCUCAUCUCCAUGCGUCGGGCUGAGAACCAGAUUGUCUUCAACACCAAGAUCGACGACAAGUUCGGCAAGGAAGUCCGUGUCUCGCUCGAGAACCGCUUCAAGGGCAAGACCCCGUCGAUCCUGAUCCACGACCAGGGCGAUGGUUAUGAGGUCUUCAUCGACUGGCGCCACGUUCUGUUCUUCGAGAAGCGUGCCGAGGGUAAGACCGCCCAGUCCAUCUCGUACAGUGUCAACCAGGGACAGACUCCUGUCUGGUCGUCCGACCUGAAGGUCAAGGUGUACGCCUCCAUGAGAGAGGUCUUCCACCACUAA